AUGAACUUCAGGAGCAUGGAAGAAUUCUGGCCAUUCUACAUGAACCAGCACUCAAAAGCAGCAACAAGGCGCUGGCAUUUUGCAGGCACAGUGUGCAGCUUUGUGUGCUUGAUAUACUCAUUGCUCUUCAAUCUGUGGUUCUUGAUUUUUGUGCCCUUGUUGAGGAAUGGGUUGAGUUGCUACAGCCAUUUCUUUGUUGAAGGGAAUCUUCCCACAUCAUUUAGGCACCCAAUUUGGUCUCUGCUUUGUGAUUUCAAGAUGUUUGGGCUGAUGCUUACUGGCCAGAUGCAUAGAGAGAUGAAGAGGCUUGGUAAAAGGCCUGUGUUGCAAGCAUAUUGA
This is a messenger RNA of Salvia splendens (bonfire salvia), 339 nucleotides long. RefSeq lists its product as uncharacterized. Lineage: Eukaryota; Viridiplantae; Streptophyta; Magnoliopsida; Lamiales; Lamiaceae. The coding region runs from base 1 to 339 and encodes 112 amino acids. The transcript has a single exon. The record is from RefSeq and is a predicted model, not a curated record.